AUGGCGAAUGCUCUUGAUGCUAGCAUGGUCAUACUAACAGAGAAGGAUGUGACUCCUCGAGGCAGCUGUUCACGUCGCCGAGUGGUCGAAGUUCUCGUACGCAAGGUUCCCGAGAGUCAGCAGUUCAUCGAGUUGAGGUUAGCCGUACUUGGUGGCGCGGACGUUGGAAAAUCUACAUUCUGCGGUGUGAUGACUCAAGGUUGCCUCGAUGAUGGCAAUGGGAAGACCAGGCUUAACCUUUUCAGGUUUCCACAUGAGGUCCGUAGUGGAAAAACUAGCUCAGUGUGUUUGGACGUCAUUGGAUUCGAUUCACGGGGAAAGCUUGUCAAUUAUGCUCAAAAUAGCCUUGAAGAAUUAGUGGAGCGGUCCAAGAAAAUAGUUACACUAAUCGAUCUGGCUGGUGAUUCGAAGUAUCUGAAAACCACCAUACAUGGAUUGACUGGCUACAAACCUCACUUCGCCUGCCUAUUAGUCUCUGCUGAAAUUGGACCAACCUCCACCACGAAAGAACAUCUUGGUCUUGCUGCAGCUCUCAAUAUUCCUGUUUUCGUAAUAAUAACAAAAUGGGAUCUCGUGGAAAAGGAACAACUGGACAGAGUUAUUAAGUCUGUGACAUCGUUCGUUUCGCGAGCUGGUAUGGUUGCGUGCCCAAAACGAGUUAAGCGAAAAAGGGAUGCUGUCAAGUACGUGUAUUUCAGGCCCGCCUCUCAGAGAUGGGUGAAUGCUGUUCCUGUGGGACCGUUAAUAAAUGGGAAGUUUUUUGAGAAGGCAUUCAUUGGUUCGAUCAGACGAAGUCGUCAACCCGUCCAAGCAGUGUUGCCGGGCGAAGCUGUCAGCAUUGCUCUCAGUCGACUGUAUAUUGGAUCAGUUCGUCAGACUGCUGCCAUCGUGGAUAUUGAUCGCCCGUCUCUAGAACAGGGAAAGUGGGCGACCGUUUUGUUCCAACUCAUGGGUGGUCCAGAAUACAUACUUGCUGGCACGCCAUUGAUAUUUCGUCAGGGAAAAACAAAAGGAAUGGGAGAAGUCAUGGAGGUCAUUGAGGACUAA
Messenger RNA from Ostertagia ostertagi, 1047 nucleotides. The record is from the annotation of a GenBank genome assembly. NCBI's taxonomy places the organism in Eukaryota, Metazoa, Nematoda, Chromadorea, Rhabditida, Trichostrongylidae.